Molecule: messenger RNA, 2361 nt
Organism: Aricia agestis (brown argus)
Lineage: Eukaryota; Metazoa; Arthropoda; Insecta; Lepidoptera; Lycaenidae
Product: transmembrane protease serine 9-like
Exons: 14
Coding region: 125-2308 (727 amino acids)
Biological process (GO): proteolysis
Molecular function (GO): serine-type endopeptidase activity
Source: RefSeq, a predicted model, not a curated record
CCAGCCUGCAGACGUCGCCAAUAUGAUUAAAAUAAGCAUAACCUGUUAUAGUGUUUAUAAAUUGUUUGUAGUCAGUUUACCUUAAAAGUUCAGCAGGUCCAGGUGUGUGUUGGAGGCGAAAAAAAUGCGGAAAUAUUAUCUCCUGUGUGUAUUUCUGUAUCUCGUGGGACAUCUACAAGGGUUGAAGCACUGUGGCGACUGUGUAAAAUUCAAUUCCUGCUCAAGAGCAACAGAUCUCGCAAUACACAAUAGGAAUUCGGAUACAGAAGAGAAAUUUAAAAAUUCCUUUUGCGGCUACGAAGGCUCAGGAUACAAGAAGAUUCCAAAAGUAUGUUGCUCAGAUUUCGAAGACGAUGAAGGUAGAGAUGACAUAGAGAACCAUCCAAACAUUAACCUCCUACCGGACUCCUGCGGUGACAUAGACGGCAGGCGCAUCGUGGGGGGGGCCACGGCGAACCUGUACGAGUAUCCGUGGAUGGCGCUCAUCUCUUACAAAACAAGACGAGGUCUUCAGUUCCAGUGUGGAGGGAGCAUUAUUAAUUCAAGAUACAUCUUGACUGCCGCACACUGUGUUAGAAAUAGGAUCAUCGCUGGUGUACGCAUAGGAGAAUACGACAUACGGUACAGGACUGACUGCCAGGGGACAGGAGACCAAUACGCUUGUGAAUCACAUAUUCAGGACAUGAUCGUAGAAGAAAUAAUUUUCCAUGAAAGCUACGUGAAAACAAGUAAGACUGUGGCCAACGACAUAGCCCUGUUGCGACUGAUCAAGCCUAUCAACUUCACAUAUAGAAACGCCGCCCCCAUAUGCUUACCAAUAACGGCGAGUAUGAGGAAUACAGAAUUGUCUGGGAGACAGGCGACGGUUGCUGGGUGGGGCCUCACUGAGAAUAACGAGGAUUCCUCGAUACUGCUGAAGGUGGAAGUCCCCAUCUGGAGCAGCAGCCAAUGCAGCAGUUUUUACAACAGAUGGAAUGUGGAUACCGAGCUCUGCGCCGGGGCAGUCAACAAGGACUCGUGCGAAGGUGACUCCGGCGGCCCUCUCAUGCUGGAGAGCACAUACAAGGGGGCAUACAGAAUCAUACAGUACGGCAUAGUUUCCAGAGGGCCCCAGAACUGCGGCUCCAAUAAUCCAGGAAUAUACACGAACGUCACCAAAUUCAUGGGCUGGAUACUGGACAAUAUUCGACAAGCAUCAGUUAGCUCGCCCAGUUCAACAACUCCGGUUGUGUGCAGAAAAAUGUUCAAAUUUAUACUUUUAUUUGCACUCUUGUUUAUUACUGUACAUGCAAAGCAAUGCGAAGAUUGCAUAGCGUACACCAAAUGUCCGCGCGCUGCUGAGCAAGCGAAGCGCAAUGAAAACGCUGAGACAUUCAAAAAUGCCUUCUGCGGGUUCGACACCUCACAAAAUAACAAGAUUCCGAAGAUGUGUUGCUCCGCCUUCGAUCCAGUCACCACCCUCAAUCGUGUGAAUCUAGAAAGCCACCCCAACGUUGGUCUCCUCCCGGAAAACUGCGGAGACAUCAACGGGCGGCGCAUCGUCGGCGGAACCACCGCCAACCUCUACGAGUUCCCCUGGAUGGCUCUCAUCUCUCACAGAACACGUUACGGUCUCCAGUUCAAAUGCGGCGGCAGCAUCAUCAACUCGAGGUACAUUCUGACGGCGGCCCAUUGCGUCCAGAACAAGCAGAUAGCUGGCGUCAGAAUCGGCGAGCUCGAUCUCCGCUACGCGACCGACUGUCAGGGCACGGGAGAAACUUACGUCUGCGAAUCACAUCUCCAGGAUAUGCUGGUCGAAGAAGAAAUUGUGCAUGAAGGUUACGUGGGAUUACCGACUGUACUGAACGACAUUGCUCUUCUUCGCCUCAAAAAGCCAAUAGACUUCUCGUACAAAAACGCAGCUCCCAUUUGUCUGCCCGUAUCGUCUGCAAUGCGCAAUGUAUCUUUGGGCGGCAGAAAGGCAACAGUAGCCGGGUGGGGAUUGACAGAAAACAACGAAGAUUCAUCGGUUCUGUUGAAAGUUGACAUUCCAAUUUUAAGGGGAGACGACUGCCGGAAGAAGUAUAAUAGGGGAUCAUCAAAGGACAGAACAGAGAACCAGCUUUGUGCUGGUGAGCUGAGGAAGGACUCCUGCAACGGUGACUCGGGAGGUCCCCUCAUGUUGGAGAAUGAAUACCAGGGGGCUUACAGGAUCGUGCAGUACGGCAUCGUCUCCCAUGGACCCAAGCAGUGCGGCUCCGAGUACCCAGGGAUCUACACUGAUGUAACCAAGUUCAUGGACUGGAUAUUAAACAAAAUCAAAGAGUAACCAGCAACGACUGUAGUUAAAGUUAUUCUUGUAAAUUUUAGUAAUAGAUUAAA